This is a messenger RNA of Ictalurus punctatus (channel catfish), 5730 nucleotides long. RefSeq names its product Rho GTPase activating protein 4b (gene arhgap4b). The transcript has 24 exons. Gene Ontology annotation, biological process: negative regulation of cell migration; signal transduction. NCBI's taxonomy places the organism in Eukaryota, Metazoa, Chordata, Actinopteri, Siluriformes, Ictaluridae. Gene Ontology annotation, cellular component: cytoplasm. The record is from RefSeq and is a predicted model, not a curated record. The coding region runs from base 690 to 3608 and encodes 972 amino acids. Gene Ontology annotation, molecular function: protein binding.
GGGGAGGUGUUUCAGAGCAAGCAGGAGGGGAGCUGUUUUCUUGUGUGUAUUUAUGUGCGAGAGUGUAAGGAAGAGAGAGAGGAGGGCUAUUUUGAAUGCGUACCUCAGUGAGAAAGAGCGAGAGAGGGAGGGAGGAACAGGAGGAGAGCGAGCCGACUGUGUUGAAUGUGUCACAGGGAGAGAAAUCAAAUUUGGUCCGUGGAAUCUGUGUGACUCAAACACAGUGUUCUCUGUGUGCAGAGGGUGAGGGAGGGAGGAGGAGAGGAAGAAAGAGAGGGAGAGUGACAAACAGAAGGCUACAGAGAAUGAGGCGAGGACAAUCAAAUAUAUCCACUCGUUCAGGAAGGAGAUAAAGAAAACUACUGAGUCUCUUGCCUGCUUAGUUCCACAGCUGAAUCCAUAAAAGCACAUAAAAGGGAGAUCAACAGCAGCACUGAGGAAACUGAUAACUGUCACUAAGCUGACUGAAACAGAGACUCACACACCAUCAUUUCCCUUUUCGGUUUUUUUUUUUUUUUGAGUGUGUGUCAGUGUUUGCUGAUAGGCAGAAAAAUCACAACAUCAAACUGUGACUGGUUCUGUUCCUCACUAUAUAAAGUGCUGUGGGUAGUUUGAAGACGACCAUUAAUACGCAUUCGGACGCAUAUUCCUGAGAUACCUGAUACGACACAGGAUUUUCCUGCAAGACCAUGACAUCACAUGGCAAACUGAGGAAGGAAAGGGGGUGUCUGGCAGAGUAUGAGACGCAGCUCAAAGAGGUGCGUAGUCAGCUUUCAGAGCAGCUGAAGGUGUUGGAUGCACAGUUGGAGCAGAAGACGCAGCAGCUCCAGGAUCUUAGUGAUUAUCUACGCCGUCGGGGGGAGAUCGAGGCUGAGUAUGCACGCUCUCUGGAAAAACUCAGCGAGAGGUUCACCCUCAAGACCAAAAAGAAAGAGCAUAUGGACCAGUCUGUGUCCAAGUGCUGGUCAGAGCUGCUAAUACAGACCAAGCAGGAGAGCCGGGACCACAGCUCACUCAGUGAGGUCUGCAGCACCACCUUCACCCAGCGCCUGUCUCACUGCAUCGAGGACACAAACCGCCUGGCCAAGAAGAGUAAAGAAGUGGGUCUGCAGAUGCAGGAUGAACUCCUUAAGGUCACCACAGAGCUGCAGACGGCUCUGAAGACUUAUCACCAGUAUCACUCCGAAUGUCUUUCUGCUGAGGGCAAACUCAAAGAAGCUGCAAGACUGGAGGAGAAACAGACUGGCAAGGGGUCUGACCUCAGCCUUGGCCAAUCAGGAGGGCAAAGGCGCAGCUCAGUAAAGAAGAUGGAAAGGCUAAUGGAAAAGAGGCAAGGAAAAGUACAAGAGACCCAGCUGAAGUGCACUAAAGCUCGCAACGACUACCUGCUCAACCUCGCAGCAGCCAACGCUGCCAUGAAUAAGUACUAUCUUGAGGACGUAUGCACUCUGAUUGACUGCACGGAUCUUGGCUACCACCUGUCUGUGGCACGGGUGAUGCGUGGCUACCUAUCCAAUAGGAACCGGACGCAGCAGAACCUGAAGAAUGGUCUGCAGCAGCUUGAAAACGCGGUGAGUGCUAUGGACCAGGGCCAGGACCGAGAUGCCCUGCUGCAGGCCCACAACACAGCCUUCUGUCUGCCGUUCCGCUUUCAGCACCUACCACAUGAAGGAGACCAGGUGUGUGAGGUGAGUGCUGACUGUCAGGUGAGGUAUGAGAUGGAAACCAGAUAUCAGCAGUUGCAGUCCAGACUGGCUACGGUUACCCUGGAAACAGAGGAGAUCAGUAAAACUCUCAAGGCGACCUAUGCUGCUCUACUGGAGAGUAUCUGUGAUGAUGACUGUAUCCCCGCCCUUGACGUCUCAACCAGCAUAUCACAGGAGAGCACAGGCGAUGGCCUGAACACCAAGUUGAGCGUAACCAAGCGCAGAGCCAAUCAGCAGGAAACCGAGACCUUCUACUUUAAUAAAGUGAAGGAGUAUCUCAAUGGUAACUCUUUGAUUUCCAAACUCCAGGCCAAACAUGACCUGUUGAAGGAGGCCAUAGAGAAAGCUGAGGCAGUUGACCGUGAUCCCUCCAGAAUGCCGUCUGGUAGGUCAAUGCGUGUGCGGAAAGCCAGGCCUUGCUCCCAGUACAACCACAAACUCUUCUCUGGAGACAUGCUGUCCUUCAUCCAGAGCUCUGGGCAGCAGAUCCCGUUAGUGGUGGAAAGCUGUAUCCGCUUCAUCAACCUCCAUGGUCUGCACCACGAGGGCAUAUUCAGAGUGCCGGGUUCUCAGAGCGAAGUCAAUAAUAUCAGAGAUGCCUUUGAAAGAGGGGAAGACCCUUUGACGGACAGCGAGUGUGACAUUGACUCGGUAGCAGGAGUCCUGAAACUGUAUUUCAGAGACCUGGAGAAACCUCUCUUCCCAGAGGAGCACUUCAGUCAGCUGAUGGAGUGUGUCCAAAUUGAGAACAUGGCAGAAAGCGCAGCUCAGAUGAAGCUAGUGGUCUCAUCCUUCCCCAGACCCCUCAUUAUAGUGAUGCGCUAUCUAUUUGCCUUCCUCCAUCAUGUUUCUCAGUACAGUGAUGAGAACAUGAUGCAGCCCUACAACCUGGCUGUGUGCUUUGGGCCCAGUCUGCUGAGAUGUGGGGUUGAGUCAGGCGACGCAGUAACUCUGCAGCCCCAGAUUAAUGCCCUGGUUAAGAGCAUGAUCCUCCAGCAUGAGAGCAUCUUCCCCAGCCAGGCUGAGCUUCCAGGCCCUGUGUAUGAGAAAUGCAUGACCCUGGAGCAAGAAUACUGUGAACCUAUUGCAGAGGAGGGUGAAGGAGAGACCGAACAUGCUCCAAGUGAGGAUGACUGGGAGGCUGUGGCUAUGUUUGAUUAUGUUGCACGGUCUCCAGCCGAGCUGUCAUUCAAGCAGGGGGACCACGUCCUACUCCACAGCAAGGCCUCUGCAGACUGGUGGAAAGGAGAAGUAGGAGGAGUCAAAGGCCUCAUUCCUCAUAAAUACAUCAGUGUGCCUGAGGGGGCGGAGCGAAAGCAGGAGCGAGGGAAGAGGGAGGAGAGCCGAGGCGGCAGUACAGGAAAUCUAGCUGAUGAGCAGCAGCAGGCUGAACACAGCACCCGCAUGCGGGUGAACAGCGAUAGCGCGUCUCUGCCGGGAAGGCAGCGGACCAGCAGUGGAAGUGGUGUCGUGGUAGGAGAAGCAGGGGGCAGCGGAAACAUCAGUCCAAUACGCAAAUUCCCCAUUCAGGUACCAGAGGGCCGACUCUUCUUCCCGGCGCAAUCACCUGGCAUGGCCCGACAACUCACAGGUCUACAGGAACGGAGACAUACCUUGGACAGCGUCAGGCCCAUUGUAGGAACAGCAGAGAGACAGACAGUGCAGUCAGUUGAUAAGGAGAUCACCCGGCAGAUGAACUCGGUAUUCAAAGAGCUCCUUUCCCGGCAACCUCCUCAAGACAGCAAUGUUUCACCAGCGAUGUCCUCUUCCUCUUCCUCCUCCUCCUCCUCCAUCCCCUCAGUGUCCAGUGCACCUUCUCGGCAGUCCAUAAAGAGGGGGAUUCAGACAGGAUUCAGCCUGCGCAACCGAGGCCUCUUCAAACCCUCCGACCAGCAGGACUGAUGGAGGAGGCAUAAAAGAGAGAGCAGAAAAUGCAUGAAUGCAAGGCAAGGCCAAGAGCUAACAUACAGCAGAGAUUAAUAUAUUUUUUCUAAAAUAUAAUAUGAUGUUUGUGUGACCUCAAUUCUGAACAAAAAAAAAAUUGUUUAUGAGAAGUGACUUUGGUUCAUGUAGUGCCAGUGAGCCUUUCAUUCAUAAUGGUAUUGAAAGUAUUCACUGGUCAUGUUACUGGUUUUGUUUGUGCUUAUCAUAAACGUUAUGGUACGGUAAUGUACAGUAGAACCUUUUAUUUAUCAUUUGUUAUUGCCCCUUUUCAAUGAUAAUUCAUUAUAGUGAUGUGCAGUGGAGUAACUUAUUUCUUUCCUUACAUUCAUAUACUGUUUUUAACAUGCCCUUGCAAUAGCCCCUCAUGUGUGGUACACAGUUUUUUCAACCAGAAUGCAUUUGUUUGCUAUAUGGCCAUGUAACUUACCAAAUGCUAUUUUUCAAAUAUUCUUGUGUCUUUUGGGCAAUUUCUGGUAUUUACUACAGUUGGGUUUACUAAAUCCCUCAAGUCUCUAAGACAUCAUCUCACAGCCUACGCACAGGUGCUGUUCAUUCCCUUAAGGGGAAAUAAUGUGAAAGUUAAUGAGGGCAUAUUAAAAACAGUUCUGGAAUGCAGCGUUUUAUUGUAGUGUAACUUUCACUAUCAUUGGGACUUAUUGGUUAUUGCCUACAAACGUAAAAAUCCACUGCUUUAUGAGUGUGUCAUCUAUUACUCAGAGAGGGAACAUGGCUAUAAACAUAAAUUUCCAUUCUGGCUGCAACCGGAAUAGACGAUUAUUUUUUUUGAAAAGUAAUAUUUUUAUAAUAAUUCUGUUUUUUUUAAUAAUUAUUUUUAUUUCCAAGUUGUUUGCUUAAUAAUUAAUGAUUUUAUUUUCAUUUUGUUAGAUGUUUAUAUUUGUUGACCUUACCUUACUGAACUUCUUUUGAACUCUUUCUACAGAAGAGAAGAUGCAUUAAAACUAGACAAAUGCUUUACCUUUAAAAAAACAAAACAAAACAAAACAAUAUGGCCACUGUUAUAAAUACAGGACUAUCCACUGAAAAUGCUGGAAUAUGCAGUUUAAUCUAAGACUAGGCGUUUGCAACAUGGUCACAGAAGAAGAAGGAAAACUGGAAAGACCUUAUUUUGGUUACACCAUACAUUAGUGUGAUUUCUUUUGCCCCCCCCCAAACUGUGAACAAACUGAUGCAACCACAUUUAGUACAGCAGCACUUUCACUUCCUACUAAACUCUAGUGUACACAUCUCAUGGGUUUCCCCUUGCUGUACUGCAUUCAGAAGGGAGGAGAGAUAUACUGACUAAAAGGCAGCUUAGCCUCUAAGGCUGCAUACAGCCUAUAAAACACAAGCCAGUCUGACUGGGCAUGAGUCAUAUCAUGUCAGUUUUUCUAGUUUAAUCAUGCAAAUUUGAGCUAAAUUUACAUUUACAGCAUUUGGCAGAGGCCCUCAUCCAGAGCAACUUUCAUUCAUCUCAUUUAUAUAUUUGAGCAGUUUGAGGUUGAGGUUUAAGGGUCUUGCUCAAGGGUUCAGCAAUGGCAGCUUGGCAGUGCUUGAACUCACAACCUUGCGGCACUCAUCAGAAAUUUUUUUCCACGUUCAAGGAUGAUACAAACAUAACUUGAGAAAAUACUGCAAUCCUGUCAGGCUAACAAGGUAGCUAAGUGCAUUCCUUACAGCAAGCUUGUUUAUUUGAGUAUCAGUCCUAAAGAUUGAUGUGAGUGCAUCUGGAAUCCAAGAUUAGGCUAAUUAUUAAGCUAAAGAACCUUCAAAAGCUCAAAUAGUCAACAAAUAUUAAUUUACCAAAAUGAUUCCAGAGAUAUUCCUAAUAUAUGUAUAAACUGAGGAAAAACUAUGAUGAAAUUUGCUUUGGUCUUAUAGGUGUCCUUAUAGGCAGCCUUACAAGCUGACUGGGCUUUUAGUCUAUAUAUGUUGCACCUUUCUUCUUUUUGUGCCACUCCUGUAUCCUUUCUGAAAACGUGUUUUAUAAUGUGUUACAUAAUGACAAAUAUGUUACAUAAUGACUUGUUGUUGUUGUAUGACUUGAAAUAUUAUCACAAUAAAUUAUGUCAAUUCUAAAAUA